AAGAAGCACAGGCGCACAGUGAUGAAAUCAGCCGACCAAGCUCUUUGCAAAGAAACAUGGCCGUACGCCUCUUUGAGGGCAGAGAACAUGCAGCCGCUUACCGGCAGUACAGAGUGGCCCCGGAAGAAUUGAUCGACAGGAUCAUGAGCUACGUGAGGAAACAGACACCAAACCGGGUCAGUCUGGCUGUGGAUGUGGGCUGUGGUUCGGGGCAAGGGACGAUCCUAUUGGCUCCGCACUUCACCAAGGUUGUUGGAACGGACAUCAGCCCCGCUCAGCUGGAGAUGGCUCUGACCAAUAACAAGAACCCUCCAAAUGUAUCGUACCGGGAGAGUCCGGCGGAGAAGCUACCGUUUGCUUCCGGCGAGGUGGACCUUUUGACGGCCAUGACAGCGGCUCACUGGUUCGACCGCGAGAAGUUCCUCCUGGAGGCCGACCGGGUGCUGAGGCCUGGAGGCUGCCUGGCCCUGCUGAGCUACACCAUGGCGAUGGAGCUGGAGUACGGGGACGUCCCCCCCGCGACACUCAGCGACAUCUGUGACGAGUUCUACGCUGCCCUGCUUCCCUUCAGAGAUCCCCAUAUAGGAGCGAGCUCUGUGAACAUCUACUCUGACAUGUUCGACUCCUGCUCAUACCCAGACAAAGAGUGGAACGAGUGUCUGAAAGUAAAGAGGCUCUUGCCGCUGAACGGAUACUUCGGCAUGAUGGAGACCUUCUCCAGCUACCAGAAACUGCUACGAAAGGAUCCAGCUGAGGCUGAACGCCUUUCUAAUGACACAAGGAACAAAACAGCCCAGCAAGCAAAACGUGUGGAGGGGAAGUGCUGAGCCAUAACUUUUACAUGGAUAAGGAAGUUGAUGUGUGCCAUGAAGGUGUCCUCUCCUGACACAGAAGUCACUGUGGUUGUGAAUUAUUUCUAUUGGCUGGCUCGCAAACCACUCUGACUCCUGGACACCAGAUCCCGAGCCCCGGGUUAAAAAGCACUCAUGCAGGCUUCCCAAAUGACAUCAAAAGUGCCAAAAUGUUGGUAAUUGCUCAAAAUAAAAAGUUGGAUGUCUGAUUUUUAAUU
Molecule: messenger RNA, 1069 nt
Organism: Pungitius pungitius (ninespine stickleback)
Lineage: Eukaryota; Metazoa; Chordata; Actinopteri; Perciformes; Gasterosteidae
Product: putative methyltransferase DDB_G0268948
Exons: 7
Coding region: 57-827 (256 amino acids)
Molecular function (GO): S-adenosylmethionine-dependent methyltransferase activity
Source: RefSeq, a predicted model, not a curated record